This is a messenger RNA of Exserohilum turcica Et28A, 1158 nucleotides long. RefSeq lists its product as uncharacterized. The record is from RefSeq and is a predicted model, not a curated record. The transcript is spliced from 4 exons. Bases 1 to 1113 code for a protein of 370 amino acids. NCBI's taxonomy places the organism in Eukaryota, Fungi, Ascomycota, Dothideomycetes, Pleosporales, Pleosporaceae. Gene Ontology annotation, molecular function: aspartate-semialdehyde dehydrogenase (NADP+) activity; NADP binding; NAD binding. Gene Ontology annotation, biological process: L-threonine biosynthetic process.
AUGGACGCUGAAAAGUUUACAUCGACGAACCGAAAUUUCCCAAAGAAGAAGUGCGGCGUGCUCGGCGCGACGGGCUCAGUCGGCCAGCGCUUCAUUCUGCUCCUCGCGCUCCACCCACACUUUGAGCUGCACGCUGUCGGGGCUUCGGAGCGGUCGGCUGGCAAGAAAUACAAAGAUGCCGUCAAGUGGAAGCAGGCGCUGCCGUACUCGGAGCGCAUUGGAGAGUUGGUGGUGAAGAAAUGCACGCCCGAGGAGUUCAAGGACUGCGACAUGGUCUUUUCUGGACUCGACAGCGAUGUUGCGGGGGAUGUUGAAAUGGCCUUCCUCAAGGCCGAACUCGCCGUCUUCUCCAACGCAAAGAACUACCGUCGCGAUCCUCUUGUUCCACUCGUCGUCCCCACCGUCAACCUCCCACAUCUCGACGUGAUCAAGCACCAGAGGCAACACUACAAGCUGGACAAGGGUUUCCUGGUUUGCAACUCAAACUGCGCUGUCAUUGGUAUCGUGAUUCCGUUUGCUGCGCUGCAGGACAAGUUUGGUCCCGUUGACCAAGUGUCGGUGGUGACAAUGCAAGCUGUUUCAGGUGCUGGGUACCCGGGUGUCAGCAGCAUGGACAUUAUCGACAAUGUCGUACCUUUUAUCUCGGGCGAGGAAGACAAGCUCGAGACGGAGGCGUCCAAGAUCCUGGGAAGCGUCAACGAGGGCGUUACGGGUUUCGUGGAUCAGCCCAUGAAGAUCUCUGCGGCAUGCAACCGAGUGCCGGUCCUAGACGGACACACGGCAUGCGUAUCGCUCCGCUUCCAGCGUCGCCCACCCCCGAGCGCAGAGGAGGUCAAGCAGGCCAUGCGCGAAUAUGUCUCGGACGCACAGAAGCUGGGCUGCCCGUCUGCGCCCCAGAAAGCCAUUGCAGUCAUGGAGGAGCCGGACAGACCCCAGCCCAGGCUGGACAGAGAGACGGACAGGGGAUACACGGUUAGUGUGGGCAGAAUCCGCGAGGACGAGUCUGGCAUCUUUGAUAUCAAGUUUGUUGCACUAAGCCACAACACGGUUAUCGGAGCGGCAGGAUCUUCGAUUCUCAAUGCCGAGGCUGCUGUGCUCAAGGGCUAUGCGUGAGCGCGGCCGUGCCUGUAAAUAGAAUGAAUGAUGUUUGGUUUAUGC